Molecule: messenger RNA, 249 nt
Organism: Botrytis sinoallii
Lineage: Eukaryota; Fungi; Ascomycota; Leotiomycetes; Helotiales; Sclerotiniaceae
Exons: 1
Coding region: 1-249 (82 amino acids)
Source: RefSeq, a predicted model, not a curated record
AUGGCUAUUGCUCAAGCAAAUCUUUCCUCUUCGCGUCUUCAGCAGCGUCAGCGUAAAGCUGCUCCUCCAGCUCUAUCACUUGGAGCUCUGCAAGUUCGAGCACCCCACCGACGAGUAUAUCAUUAUCAAAAAGUCGAGUUUGUCUCGGCAUCAAAUAUGUCAAGAGAUGAUCCGCCAUCUCCUCCUCCAAACCCACCUCCAAGUCCGUCGAUGCUUAUUGAGCUAGAUGAUGAUGAUUUCAAGAUUUGA